This is a messenger RNA of Macrosteles quadrilineatus (aster leafhopper), 2878 nucleotides long. RefSeq names its product dnaJ homolog subfamily C member 7-like. NCBI's taxonomy places the organism in Eukaryota, Metazoa, Arthropoda, Insecta, Hemiptera, Cicadellidae. The record is from RefSeq and is a predicted model, not a curated record. The coding region runs from base 122 to 1615 and encodes 497 amino acids. Gene Ontology annotation, molecular function: protein binding. The transcript has 10 exons.
UUUUGGCCCACUGCUGUUUUGCAAAGACGGAGUUGUCAAUUCAAUUCUAUUGAAAUUUUGUAAUAAUAGGCUAUCUGAAGUGUCUUAUUUCGGCCCUAAAGUUAAAAAUUAAACAUCAGCUAUGGCAGUUCAGAUAGAAACAAUUGAUCUUGAAAUGGAUUCCGACGAAGUGGCUGAUGAAGUUAUUCCUCAGAACAAAGAAAAACUUGCAGAAGCCAAGAAAGACCAAGGAAAUGCUCAGUACAAGUUGAAGCAAUACCACAAAGCUCUUCCAUUCUACACGGAGGCAAUUGAACUUUGCCCGGAAACAGCGUCUUACUACGGCAACAGAGCAGCGUGUUACAUGAUGUUGUCCAAGUAUCGUGAGGCUUUGGAAGACGCUCGGAAAUCUGUCAUUCUGGAUCCUAAAUUCACCAAGGGCUGGGUGAGAGUGAUAAAAUGUUGCGUGUCUCUUGGAGACGCUUCCACAGCAGAGAACGCUCUAGCUCGUCUUGCGGAGCUGGAGCCUAACAACGCAACAAUAGUCGAGGAGAAACGCAACAUAGACACAUUGAAAAAGUAUGAGGAAGGGAUCAACAAGAGCUACGAACAGAAAGACUACAGGAGGGUGCUGUUCUUCUUGGAUCGCUCUAUCGAGGUGGCGACUGCCUGCACUCGGCUGAAGGUGGUGAAGGCGGAGUGUCUCGCGUUCCUGGGUCGCUACCAAGAGGCGCAAGAACUGGCCAAUGAGCUGGUGUCAGCCGAUCAGACCAACGCUGACGCCAUCUAUGUGCGGGGACUGUGCCUGUACUAUCAGGACAACGUGGACCGAGCUUUCUCCCACUUCCAACAUGUGUUGCGCCUUGCACCUGACCACAAGAAGGCCGUUGACAUAUACAAGAAAGCAAGAAAGCUGAAGGAACUGAAAGAGAAAGGAAAUGAAGCUUUCAACACUGGAAAAAUGACCGAAGCCUACAACUUGUACACAGAAGCUCUGGCUAUUGACCCGAACAACAUUUCCACAAAUGCUAAACUUUAUAACAACAGAGCAACUGUUUCACACAGGCUGGGGAGACUAAAUGAAGCUGUCACCGACUGUACGGCGGCCCUCAAGCUGGACCAGAACUACUUGAAGGCCGUACUGAGAAGGGCCAAGUGUUACAUGGAGUUGGAGCAGUUUGACGAAGCUGUCAGGGACUACGAGAAAGCACAUUCUAUGGACAAAUCAAGAGAGAACAAGAGACUUCUGGCAGAGGCAAAGCUUGCCUUGAAGAAAUCCAAGAGAAAAGACUACUACAAAAUCCUCGGUGUUGAUCGCAAUGCCUCCACUGAUGACAUCAAGAAGGCGUACAGGAAGCGAGCUUUGGUCCAUCAUCCUGAUCGUCAUGCCAAUGCCUCGGACGGUGAGAAAAAGGAGCAGGAGAAAAAGUUCAAGGAGGUAGGUGAGGCUUACGGCAUCCUCUCUGACCCCAAGAAGCGCGCCAGAUACGACAGUGGCCAAGAUAUGGAGGAUGACGGUCACUCACAUGAAAUGGAUCCAAAUGAUGUGUUCCGAGCAUUCUUUGGAAACCCCGGCGGAAGUUUCAGCUUCGACGCAAACCAGUUCCCCAGUGGUUUUACGUACCACUUCCAGUGAGCGCCUGACCCACCCUGAAUGUACAGUUACACGACCCCACGAUAACUCAUUUGAUGUUUACUUUUCCACACUAAAACAAUUUCAUGGAUUUAGAACAAGUCACAAGUGGUUGUACAAAUUGAACUUGGUAGUUGUAGUAGACUAAGUCAACCGAUGUUGAUUCUGAAAAACACUUACAUUCAUAAAAUAAAUGUGUUUCUUUAACUGUUCAUCACAUCAAAUAACCGAGCAACAUUCCUUACUGGGCACUGAUAUUUGUCCUUUUUGUGUUUUUUUCACUCUGUUAGUAUCACUUUACUUUAUAUUCGGAACUAACAUUUGCUACCGAAUUGAGUAUUUUGUGUAAGAAACAAUGUAUACAUAAACCCUUAAUACAUAUUAUAUAUUUCAGUCUCUACUCAAUCAUUAACCGUUCUUAUAACGAUGAGGUUAAUAAUUAAUUGUACUAUGUUUGUCACUUCCUCUAGGCUGUGUCGUUAUAUUGAGGCUGUGACAUAUUUCACUUUGUUCCCAGUUAGGAAUUGAUUAUGAAGCUCAUUUUUCUUAUUUCUUAAUCAUUUUAAAAUUAUAUACUUAUGAUCAUUAUUUUGUAAUUUUUUUAAAUUGAAUUGAAUUUACUGGUGUAUCUUAAAUUAUCCCUUUGGAGAUUGACAAACAGUUUUCUUCAUUAGAUUUUUAAAAGCUUUCAUGAAGUGAGUAGCAGUAAAUUGUAUUCAUACAUUUUGAGGUACACAGGUGUGCCCAACAGGCACAUUAGUAAAAAUCAAUUCUUCAAAGGUGCCAACAUAGAAAUGCAUCGAAUAAUUUCUGGCCUUUUGAUCAAGGUUCAUUUAGAAGCUCUUGCUACUGAAAGCUCUGUAAAUAACUUGCUCUGAGCCAAUCUCUAUCAGACAUUAGCUCUACCAAGUAAUGGUAAUGUUUCACUUAUUUUCAUUCAAUGGCAUCAAAAAUAGUGUCUACCUCUUUGGUAACUCGUGUGAUUUUCAUAGUAGCUCACAUACAUUUAUAAGUUGUGUAUUUUUAAUUAGAAAUAGGUUAAAGUCUAUAUAUUGUAAAUGUGUUUUUUUACCAACUUUCCUAAUGACAAGAACCACUGGUUUAAUGUUUGGUUUUGAACUGAUCCCUGUACAAUUUAUUCAGAUUGUGUUGAAGCCAAUUUUAUUAGAAUAAUUAGUAUUUUGGUGUUUCUUCAACUUUUUGUUGGCCUUGUGAUAGUUAAUUUAUGUUCAACAAUUUAUUAAUAAAAUAUUUAAUUUACUUGCA